This is a messenger RNA of Anopheles cruzii, 1260 nucleotides long. Its product is annotated as neuroguidin. The record is from RefSeq and is a predicted model, not a curated record. The transcript is spliced from 4 exons. Lineage: Eukaryota; Metazoa; Arthropoda; Insecta; Diptera; Culicidae. Bases 21 to 1097 code for a protein of 358 amino acids. Gene Ontology annotation, cellular component: nucleolus; small-subunit processome. Gene Ontology annotation, biological process: maturation of SSU-rRNA from tricistronic rRNA transcript (SSU-rRNA, 5.8S rRNA, LSU-rRNA).
GCGAAAAAUAUACUUCAACCAUGGUUCAGGCUUUAGACGAGUACGACAUCCAGCCGGACUUACCGCAGGCGUUGCGUUUACUGGACGAAAUGAACAGUAACUUCCGGCAGGUUUCCGACCUAGUGGGCAAUAUGCUGCAGCGUGUCAAAACCGGAGAGCUGUCUACCGAGUAUGGACUAAACUUUCUGGAAAUCAAGUAUCACAUGCUGCUAAACUAUCUUAUCAAUCUGACGUACGUGGUCCUGAGAAAAUGUUCUGGUCAUCGAAUCGAAAACGAUCCGUCGAUCGAUAGAUUGAUUGAAAUACGAACAGUGCUGGAGAAGAUUCGACCCAUAGACUACAAGCUUCGAUACCAGAUAGACAAAUUGGUGAAAACAGCCGUCACCGGUGGCAGUGGCGCUGCAACUGACACAACCUCAUUCCGAGCGAACCCGGCGAACCUGGUAUCACAAAUACCGGAAGCGGGAGAGGAAGCCGGUGGCCAAGAUGCGACAGCAGUCGAUGGUGGUUCUGACGAAGAUUCGGACAGCUCGGCAAAGGUUAUGCUGAAACUGAAGCGUGCCAAGGAAGCGACAAAAAUGUUUGCGCAAGGUGGCACCUCCACUGUGGGAACGGAAACUAUUGCGGCUGAUAGUUCCACAAGCGGUCGACGGAGCAAACACGACCUUUACGUGCCACCCAAACUAACAUCGAUGCCUUACGAGGAGGACACAAAAGCCGAACGAGCCCGAAAACAAAUGGAACGCGCAAGAAAGAGAGCUCUAGGGUCUUCGUUGAUACAGGAUUUAAAGGAUGAGUAUCUCGAUACGCCGGUCGAGCUGUCCAGUAGUUCCCGUGCCCAGCAGAUACUGUCUCGUCGCGAGCGGGAGCGCGAAGAAUAUGAGGAGUCCUAUCUUACGCGUUUACCGGUUACGAAAGCAGAAAAACAGCGUAGCAAAAAGCUAACGACGCUUGCUACCUUGGGCGAUGAGUUAACAAAUUUCACCGAUUUAAGCGUGUUGAAUGAUGACUUUGCUUCUUCCUCGGCAAGUGGUGGGAAAAAGCGCAAAGCCACCAAAGUGAACAAGAAACAUGGUAAGAAGCGACGUUUUCGUUAAAUGCUGGUGAGAAGUCUAUAUCAAAUUAGAAACCAUAUAGGAGAAUAUAAAAAGUGACCACAUCGUUACAAUAGAGCGAUUAUGGUGAUGAUUGGCAUUUUGCAAAGUUAUUCCAUAAAAUGAAGUUUACAAUUCAACAAAUUCGUCUUAACAGAUUUCAUUU